AAACCCGACUACUGACAGUUUGAAACUAUACCGUAAGCUUUUGCCUGCGUCAGUCACCAAUGAGCUUCGGGACCUGGCUGUUUCCUCACUUCCUCUGUCCCUUCAGGGCUUGGCUCCGAACUCCGCUGCUAUUGGGUGGCCAUCUUGGAUCUGGCUCUAACGCAAAGCGACAGGCAGAUAUGGGUGGAAGAGGAACGACCGUAAGCUCGAUUUCUCGGGGGCAUUAGCGCAUCAGACCUACAUGGCCCGAUCGCCCAGAGACUAAGAUUCAACGGAAUAAUGAAAAUCAACUUUUGGGGUUAAACUCCGAUGUCAUCUGGCUCGAUUCGGGAUUUCUGUCCGCUCCGCUUUCCGCUGACUGCGGCGGAGUUCUCGAGGCCCUGUUGGGCAAACCAGGCUUCACGGUAUUUUUCCUUCUCAACACCGGACAUCCGAUACUCAUAGUAAACGGAAACAACAGGGCAAAGUGUUGUUUUUUCUCUCAAAAUUUCAGUAAUCUGUAUUACUCAUUGGAAUAUAUUUGUUGUUUUAGUUGCUGAUAAACAGUUUGACAUGACAUUCUGUUAAAAAUCGUCGUGACCGUGGCUAGACCAGUGACAGUGUCUGAAAAUCCAAGUAAGAAGUUUUCAGCAAGUUUGAUUUCGCUGUCCAAUCAUUUUUGUCGAGAAUCCAUGAUAUUAAUAGGGAGCUAUCUACCAGGUCGCAUUUAAACAUCAUAUUGACACGAUUGGUGCAGUCAAAGUCGGAUAAUCUGAGACGAGCGAGUCUAACAAAAUGUCAACAAGAACACCACUACCCACCGUCAACGAGCGGAAGACGGAGAACCACACAUCUAACGGUCACGGCCGUGCGGAGGUGACGUCUCGGUCGGCCCGGUCCAGCGGGCGUUCGCGGUCCUCUGGGUCUGGUUCUGGUUCCGCCGCGGAGGAACAACCGCCCCACGUGGGCAACUACCGGCUCCUCAAGACCAUCGGGAAGGGCAACUUCGCCAAGGUCAAGCUGGCGCGACACAUCCUGACAGGACGCGAGGUGGCCAUUAAAAUCAUUGAUAAGACUCAACUCAACCCAACCAGCCUGCAGAAAGUAAGCACCCUUAAACUUCUGUGUGUGUUCUUCCUCACGAGUGUGUGUGUGUGUGUGUGUGUG
Molecule: messenger RNA, 1146 nt
Organism: Clupea harengus (Atlantic herring)
Lineage: Eukaryota; Metazoa; Chordata; Actinopteri; Clupeiformes; Clupeidae
Product: MAP/microtubule affinity-regulating kinase 3a
Exons: 3
Biological process (GO): protein phosphorylation; intracellular signal transduction; microtubule cytoskeleton organization
Cellular component (GO): plasma membrane; cytoplasm
Molecular function (GO): tau-protein kinase activity; ATP binding
Source: RefSeq, a predicted model, not a curated record